AUGCUGGUCAAGUUCAUUCCAUCUUCUUCAUUCAACGAGUUCGAUGAAGCUGUAAAACCUGAGAAAGUGAGGACUCUUGAGAAGUUGAUUUUUCUUGUCGAUAAAAAAUAUGAGCUUGGUUUGAUGGAAAAUGUUUCAAAUAGAUCUUUGAUGAGACUACCAUCUCCUUGGAGAGAAAGACUUAUAGCUGAGUCUUUUGAGCUCAAAGUAUGGGUUACUGUAUCAGAAGAAUUUGAUGUUUGCAAGAUAAUGAGAAUGAUUUUUCAAAAGGUUACUUCUGAAAAAUGCGAUAUUGAUGAUUUGUCAGAGCUUCAAUGUGAGUUGAAGAAGGCUUUGAGGGGGAAGAACAAGAUCAUUGUGACAACUCGUAACAAGGUUGUUGCACAAGUUAUGAGCACUGGAAAAGUACACAAGCUACAAGGAAUAUCCAAUGAAGAUUGCUGGAGAAUAUUUGUUGACCAAGCCUUUGAGGAAGACAUUGGUCAUGCUCAUUCAAAACUACAUGAGAUUGUGAAAAAGUGUAAAGGCCUACCUUUAGCGGUGAAAUCACUUGUCUCAAAAGUGAUGUAUGGGAGUUAUUCUGAAUUUGAGAAGAAACAACUCAUCUUGUUGUGGAUGGCAGAAGGUCUUUUGCAAAACAAGAAAGGGAAAUCAAUGGUGGAGGUUGGAGAGCAGUACUUUGAAGAUCUCAUAUCAAGAUCAUUCUUUCAAGAGACAAGUCAACAUAAAUCAAGUAAGGGUACAACAACUUUUCUUAUGCAUGACCUUGUACAUAAAUUAGCUUCAUUUGUAGCAGGUGAAUUCUGCUUUAGAUUGGAUGAUGAUAAUUCCUUAGAUAAUCUUGCAACCAAAACUCGUCAUUUGUCAUGUAUGACAUACAUUGAGAAAGUUGCUGGUUUAUCUAAAGCUGAAUCACUGCAUACCCUUCUAACAAUUAAAGGAAGAGUGUUAUUGGAUUUGGAAUUGCAUGAAGUAUUGCCAACUCUAGGAUGCUUGAGAGUCCUUUCUGUAUUUAGAUCUUUCAAGCUGUCUGACUCGAUUGGUAAGCUAAAACAUCUACGGUAUUUGAACUUAUCUUCGACUGAAAUAGUACCUGAUUCAUUGCCAAAGAAUAUGAAGAGGCUCAAUAACUUGCGUCACCUCGACACUAGUUUCUCACCUUUAGAAAUGAUGCCACAGGAGUGGUGUAGACUAAUAAAUUUGCAGACAUUAACUAAUUUUGUAUUGGGAAAAGUUAGUGAUAAUGAGAGAAAACCUGGUUUUGCUAGCAUCAAAGAGUUAGGGGAGCUCCAUCAUUUGCAGGGAAAACUUCUUAUUUCAAGGCUUCAUAAUACAGAUAAUGUUCAGGAUGUUUUGAAGGCUAAUUUGAAAGAUAAGGAUGGAGCAUCUCAAUGGAACAAAUGGUUAUGUAUUAGAGUUGGAGAUGACAGAGAAUGUAUGCAAGGAUUUUUUCCUUGUCUCAAGGAGCUUCACUUGAGUGCUUGUCCAAAUCUGACUGAGUUCUUACCUGAUAGCGGCACAUUAGAAACAAUCACAAUUUCAGGGUGCAGAAAUUUGAACUUUCUAGAGAACAAGUUCUACACCUCUCUCAGAAACUUGGACAUUUAUGGCACGGUUAGUGAUUCUAUGGAGUCUCUUUCUUUGGAUCACUUUCCAAACCUUAAUAAGCUUCGAUUACGAGGUUGUGGAAAUAUCAAGCAACUAACAAGAGGCUCAAACUACUUCCCCAAGCUUAAAUCUCUUGAUGUAAGGCACUGUCAAAAUUUGGAAUCCUUUACCAUUACUUCAGAUGAGCCUGUUGACAAUUCUAGCACUGUUCUCCACUCUCUCAGCUCCAUCAAAGUUAUUCAAUGCAACAAAUCGAGGUCACUACCUGCACAAAUGGGCACUAUGCUUCCAUCUCUUGGCUUGUUUCUCAUUGAGGAGUGCCCUGAAGUUGAGAUAUUUCCUCAAGGAUCAGGAUUCCCCUCAAGUUUGAUUCACCUCUUGAUUUCAAAAUGCAGCAGACUUGUGGCGCAACACUCGAGUUGGGAUCUUCAAAGACUUGCUUUUCUUUCAUCAUUGACCAUUGAAGAUUGUGAUGACAUAGUGUUGGAAUCCUUCCCCUGGGGACUGCUUCCAACGUCUUUGACUUAUCUGUCACUUCAGAAUCUCCCCCACCUCAAAUCACUGAAUGGCGACGCCUUUCGAUGUGUGGCAUCACUGGAAGAGUUGUGGACUGUUGACUGCUGA
This is a messenger RNA of Humulus lupulus (European hop), 2232 nucleotides long. RefSeq names its product putative disease resistance protein At3g14460. The record is from RefSeq and is a predicted model, not a curated record. Bases 1 to 2232 code for a protein of 743 amino acids. The transcript has 7 exons. NCBI's taxonomy places the organism in Eukaryota, Viridiplantae, Streptophyta, Magnoliopsida, Rosales, Cannabaceae. Gene Ontology annotation, biological process: defense response to other organism. Gene Ontology annotation, molecular function: ADP binding.